AUGAAAGUGGCGGCUCGUUGUGGCUUGAAACUGCUCCCACUUCGAACAACUACUCCGGCAGUAGCUGCGAGCAGCCGCAGCUUUGUCUACUGGCCCACGUCUCUUCGACCACCCAGGCAUGGUGAGACACUGGAGUCCUUCUUUACCCCAGCUGCGUACAAGGCUGCUGCUAUUACGUGGAACUUGAGCCAUUCGGAGAUCAUGGCCAGCAAUGCGAUGUACCCGCUUGAGUCUCUUUGGGUCCACCAGGGUAAACUCCGCUGCCGGCUUGUGGCCUACGCACAGGGUCCAUACUUGCAGGUUCGCGUGCGGCCUUCCUGCGAGGCCGGCAACGUGAUUCAGGAGUCGGAGCUGCAGGCAAUGCUGAACCUCUUUGGGCUCACAGAGAGUCCAAUCAGCACUUUGGUGACAGAGGAGACCUGGUUCCACAAGGGCCUUGCUGUGGAGCUCGAUGCGCUAGGCAGGGACGUCCGCGUCGAGCUCCGGCUGCGCAAAUUCGCGGCGGUCCUCAGGACAGACCAAGGCCACUUUGACGCCGCCGGCGGCCACGAGAGCCACAUCCUGGACCUGGUUCCUGCUGCACUCCGCACAGCACCGGCCAUCAGGCUUUCAAAUUGA
Messenger RNA from Symbiodinium sp. CCMP2592, 618 nucleotides. NCBI's taxonomy places the organism in Eukaryota, Dinophyceae, Suessiales, Symbiodiniaceae. The record is from the annotation of a GenBank genome assembly.